This is a messenger RNA of Myxocyprinus asiaticus (Chinese sucker), 7225 nucleotides long. RefSeq names its product BCL6 corepressor (gene bcor). The record is from RefSeq and is a predicted model, not a curated record. NCBI's taxonomy places the organism in Eukaryota, Metazoa, Chordata, Actinopteri, Cypriniformes, Catostomidae. The coding region runs from base 785 to 6208 and encodes 1807 amino acids. The transcript has 14 exons. Gene Ontology annotation, cellular component: nucleus. Gene Ontology annotation, molecular function: protein binding; transcription corepressor activity. Gene Ontology annotation, biological process: negative regulation of transcription by RNA polymerase II.
UUCCCCGCCGCACGCGCUUACGAAGAGUCACACACAGCAGCAGCAACGAGCAGAGAUCGCGGGAUAUCGCGUAUCGGAACCGGGACAAAGAAACGGGCGAUUUUCCGGGAAAUCUUCAAGGACUCGGAUCGUUAGAUUAGCAAGACGGGAAUCCGUGCGUUGCUUAUUUUGGCCAAUGGUCCGUCUAUGUGCGUGUAAGGACCGGUCCGUGCACACAUACGCACAUACCGUUCUCGCGGCGUGGCUCUCGAUCGCUCGUUGUCUCGCCCGAGCCCAACAUGGCGCAACGAGGCGUCAUAUAGCAGACUGAGUUCAGUUCGACCAGAGCACCGGGGAUUGUUGCUUGUUUUGAAUUCAACCCUCCUGUCCUAAUUCAAGCAAAACUACGUUUUAAUGGAUGUAUAGCCUAUGGAUCCCUUAGUUUUUCCAAGAGUGGAUAUUCAUAUUCGGCAAGUCCGGAGAUACACUGAACUUCUGAAGGACUUCCAUUGAAACAAAGAUUGAUUUUAAUGAUAUAUAUAUAUAUAGCCUACAGUAAUAUAGCAAUGCAGCUUUCAACAGGAGCAGCUGAUCCUCUUUGUUUUAACGGGAAACUUUGCAUAUCAUAAACACUCACCGUGCAUUUAUCUGGAGAGUUAAAAAGGUGCUUUAAUAAAAGGACAUCCUAAACAUUGUAUGCGACCUUCUGGGCAAUAGGAGUCAAUACAUUCAGAAAAUUUUCCUUAUGGUGAAGACCAGAGAAUCUGUUGAGAACUAACAGAGAAAUAGUGUCCCCAUUCAAAGCAUGGUGGAUACGAGUACAACCUGCAGAAUGAACCCUCUCAGUGCGCUCGGCAUCGAUCGGACCAGCCUGAUGCGGGAGAGUCUCCGUGUACACGGAGGAAUGGUUUAUCCACCAGGAAUCCGGACCCUGCCAACAGAAAAGAGCUAUGUUGGUGAUAGGAUCCCAGACCUGCUCUACAAACCAGAUGUGUCUCUCGAUGGUAGAAAGACCACAAGCAGUUACGUUGGACUUUAUAAGAGUUCCCCACCAGGGAUUCAGAAGCCACUGGUUGUGCCUGGGACUGGUGCAGAUGCUUUAGGGUUGGACAGAAGGGUUUUACCAGCAGACAAGCCCCCAGAAUUGAGUCUGAAUGGGGGUAGCAGCUAUCUGAGGGUUCCCUGGAUGAGUCCCUACCAUGAAGCUGGAAUGUACCCUUUUUUAGAUUCCAGUAAAUAUGCUGCUUUGAACAUGUAUAAAGCAUCAAUCCUGUCACAACCACCACCUUACCUUCCCCAGCAUCUGGCCUACCAGUCUCUAUGUGCAGGAGCAGGAGGCAGUGCAGCUGGUGCAGAGCGCUUGUUUUACAUGCCCCCCUAUCCCCCUGCACCUAUAUCUUCACCUCUUGCUCCUCCCCUCAGGAUACCCACUGCCACUGUUGCCCCUACUGCACUGUCACCAAUGAUGCACCACCAGGACAAAACUAUACAGAGUAUAGGCCCAAGGAUUCAUCAUGAGCCCUCUGCAUUUGGGCAGCAGACCAUACAUCAGCAGACACAACUUCACCACCAGUCUUCCACUGACAGGCAACACAGCAGCAGCGGAAAUGGUGCCAACAACAGCAAGUCUAUUCGGGCCUUAUCCAGCAAAAACACAAGCAGUACCAGCAGCAGUGUGAGCAGUAGUUGUAGCGCUGGUGUUUGCAGCAGCCCCAGUUCCAUUGUCUCAGUAGACUCAUGUUCUUCCCUGGUAAUGCAGCCAUCCCGUCCUACACCACGCCCCCCUCAACCAUCUGCAGCUGCCCCACCCCCUCCUCCACAUCUUGUGGACAACACAAUGGAUUUCCAGAAGCCUCUGUACAGAAGUCCUUCCUCCUCCUCCUCAUCCUCACCAUUGGUUGCUCACCCUGUCUAUAUUAGCAGCGUUUCCCAAGAGCUUCGGCCCCCACUUCGGCCUGCUAGCCAGAAGCCUAAGGUCAAAGAGGCAACCUUGGAGUCAAACAAAGGUUUGGUAAAUGAACGAAAAGGCAGCAGCUCACCUGUUAAGACCUCUUCUGAGAAACAACCUCAACAGGGGCCUGUUACCAAAGACCCAGCAGACAAACCUUUAGACCUGUCUGCAAAAAUCAUGGACUUUAAAGGACCUCCCAAUGGAUACCCCCCAAAAUUAGAGGCCUUAGCCAAACUUGGCUAUUCCCCCACCAAUCGUUAUGGACUUCCCCCAAACAGGGAGCUUUUGAAAGAAGCUCUGUCUCCUUCAUCCUCUGCUGUUAGCACUUCUUCUAAAACUCCAGAAAGGCCGGAGAUAAUUAGCACUUUACCCACUUCCUGGGUGGUGCCAAGUCCUACUCGUACAAUCAGCUCAGAGGCUAGUCAAAACAAAGGCUCCAGCAUAAUCAAGAACAAGAAUUUUGAGCAUGCAGUACCACAGUCAAGAAGUUCCUCAUGCCCAAGGAUAGAUGACCAAAAUGGCUCAAUCCCAAAUUCUGCCCCUUCUGUCAUGCCUACUGCAUCUCGGCCAUCAUCUGUCUCGCCUUCCCCCAAGAUCAAUGGUGAAUGGCCAAAAUCAGUCCCCACCCCACCAGAAAAGAACCCAACUAAUAACCAUUGUGGCAGUCAUCCCUCCACUACAAAGCCCUCAAAGACACUCAAAAAAACUGAAACCCCUGAAAUUGGCUUCAAGCCCCAGUCAUCACAUUUAGAGAAUGGACAUACUCCAAGCCACCUCUACAUGCCCCAGGGUGAUGCUUAUCUUCCUCCCCGCUUAGCAUAUCCUAGCAGAUAUCUCUCAUACCCAGUACCUGAGAGUCUGUCCCUCUCCCACUUGCAGAUGCCUGGAAAAGGGCCAGUGUACCCUCAUCCAGUUCUACUGGGCACUAACAGCUUGUAUUCAGCACGUUUGCCGCCAAAGCCUGGCCUCCCAUAUGGAAUCCCGCCCAGUCAUGGAGAGUAUCUGACCUACCAUGACUCACAGGAGAUGGUCCAUCCACUAAUGUCUCCCCACCUGCCUCUGGAUCACAAAGUCCCAGAGCGUCUUGAGCUGAGGUCCAGACCCCUGGAAAAGCCUUGGCACCACGAGGAGGCUUCAUACAAGUGCCAGAGCACCACCACAGACCCAAGCUACAAUUCUGAGAGAGAGUCAGAGAGGCAAGAAUUUCUGGGCUUCAAGUCUCAGAACAAGUCUCAAGAGGAGAUUGUCUGUAUAGACCUGGUCCAAGAUGAUACAGAUGGCAGCCCAGAGCCAGACAAACACAGUGUCAUUGAUGCCAAAAGCAAAGAGCCAGCUAAGCCUGUCGGCAGUGGGACAGGGAUGGGGAAUGAAAGUGGCAGUAAUUCUGAGGCAAAAGAGCCAGAACUCAUGCAGAUAUUGCGCUCCGGCCUGCCUUCUGUAUUCAGGCCAGCUGAAUCAGAGCAGCGGCCAGAAGUAUGCAGUCCACUUCGUCCGCAAAAGCAGCCUGACUCACCUGUGCACAGCCCGGGUGAAGAGAACUCCUCUGAGCAUAGCCCACUACCUGACAUGUUGGAGGAGCAGACACAACGGUGUGCUAGAACUUCUGGCGAAAGGGCUCGGACUGAUGUUGCAGAAUUCAAGGUUGAUCGGCGCCAUGCUAAUCAACAAUAUGUGGAUUUAAGCAAGGAUAAACCAGAAGACACAGAGUCCCAUGAGGAUGAGGAAGAAGGACAUGGAUUAUCUAAAAAUAAAAGAUCCAGCCUAGCCAAGAGAAUAGCAAACUCGUCAGGUUAUGUUGGUGACCGCUUCAAGUGCGUCACCACUGAGCUGUAUGCGGACUCCAGCAAGUUGAGCCGGGAACAGCGAGCCCUACUGAUGGAAGGAUUAUCACAAGAGGACAGUAAUUUAAGUCAACCAGCUGCAUUCUGGGAGCGUGCGAUGAUACGUUUCUCUGAGCUGGAGCUGAAGGAGAGGGAGGGUUGUGUGUCGUCUGCAGCACCCGGACCGGGGAGAGAGCGGGAUCGAGAAAGGGAGGGGGAGCUGGCAGAUAGCCAGCAUGGAACGGGAGACUGGGAACUGAGCCAGCCAAGCUCCAGGCCCUCCGCGGCCAUUUCGGCUCUCUCCAAUCACACCGAACAGCACAACGGUGUGACACCGACAUGUGCAAACAACAGAGUUCCCGUGCUUCAGCGAUGCGUCCCACAGGUCGACGUCUCGCAGUCUCGCCGAGCAGAGGAGAAGAGAGCGAGAGAUGAGGAGGAGGUGUCUGUUGGCACAGUGACGGGAAGGAAACGUGCAUUGGGUUUGGAGGCAAGCCAAGACCACCCCGAUUCCACGCAUACUGUGGAAGAGAGGGAAAGAGAUGGAGAGAGACGAGCGAGAGGAGAGGAUGAUGAUGGCAUUGCUGAGAAGAGAGCGAAACUCAUUUCAGACAUAUGGCCGCAGCCUUCUGAGCAGGAGGUGAAGAAUCUGAAGGUGUGUAUCGAGUUGACAGGUCUUCGGUUAAGUAAACCCCGCCACCUCCAUAAUCUCCAGGAUCUUUGGGAUAGACAGGGGCAGCUCAACCAUGACAGGCCCCAAUUCGGAGCUCCCAACCUGGGCAUGCCUCCCACAUCCAAAUCUUCUCUUCCACCACUCCAAACCACCAGGAGGGAGAAGUUUGACCCUUGUCCCCCAGAGGUCCCAAGAGAUGCCCUUGGUGCCCCUGCUGUGGAUCGAAAUCUGAAAUGUGAAGAGAAAGGGGUGAAGAGGAAAGGCGAGGUGGAGAGAGGCUGGACAAAGGAACACCUUGAACACGCGGAGUCCGACACAGCUAUUUCCAUUCACUCCGAUAGCUUUUGUGGGGAUUCCUCCAUACAGAAAUACUCUGCUCUACCCUCACAUCUCUCGGAUAAACGUCAGCGGUUCAAGGAAUACCGCAAGUCCAUUGGUUCCUCCUCGCCUUCCCCAGACCCUGACGGCACCAUCCCAUCACGCUUGCGUCGACAUGGCGACCCCGAAAAACCAAAGGGCAAGCGGCAGUGCAAGACCAAGCAUCUCGGCCAACAGGAGCGCAAGAUGCUGUCGCAGUCGACCAAUGAGGACUGCCCUGAACUCAGCCCUGCCCACCAACACAAGGUGGUGAAACGUUCCGCCCAGAAACGGCCUGCAUCUCUUUCUGAUUACGAGUCAUCUCCAGUAAAACCCCGCCCUCCUUCCCCGGACUACCAACCUGCGGCACCACCAACUCCCCCAUGCCUCGUCCCUGAAAUACCGACACCUGUGGUUGCCCCCGCGCUUCCAGUGCCGGCUGAGCCGCCAGCCAGUCGACCCAUGCCGCCCGAAGCUCGCCGACUCAUCGUCAACAAGAAUGCAGGCGAGACUUUACUGCAGCGAGCAGCACGUCUGGGAUAUGAGGAGGUGGUUUUGUAUUGUCUGGAGAAUAAAGUGUGCGAUGUGAAUCAUCGCGAUAAUGCGGGAUAUUGUGCGCUCCACGAGGCCUGUUCCCGUGGUUGGCUCUCCAUCGUACAGCACUUACUGGAGCAUGGAGCCGACAUCAACUGCAGUGCGCAAGACGGCACCAGGCCUCUCCAUGAUGCAGUGGAAAACGAUCAUUUGGACGUGGUCCGGCUGUUGCUAUCGUACGGCGCCGAUCCGACUCUAGCUACAUACUCUGGCCGCGGCUUACUCAAGAUGACCCACAGCGACAAAAUGGAGUGUUUUCUGUCCGAUUACUUUGCUGACUUGCAGGGCAGAGCAGACGACGAUCCCAGUAUGUACUGGGAGUUUUACGGCAGCGCAGUGUGCGAGCCUGCUGAUGAUUCAUCUGGUUACGACAUCCUGGCCAACCCUCCCGGCCCUGGCGAAGAUGAGGACAAACAGAGAGAAGUGUUCGAAUUUGAGUUCUCAGACCGACCUUUACUGCCGUGCUACAACAUCCAGGUCUCGCUUUCACAGGGACCUAGAAACUGGUUGCUGCUCUCCGAUGUUCUCAAGCGUCUGAAGAUGUCUGCCAGAACUUUCCGCGCCACAUUUACACACAUCGAGGUGGUGACGAUUGCCGAAGGGGAAUUCUACAAGCAGGCGUCUCUCAGUCAACUGUUCUCAUGUCCGGAGGAGCUCGAGGGAUUCAUGCCCGACAGCAAGGAACUCUUGGAUCUGGUGGAAAUCAGUGCCGAGCUGGUGGCACUGUUGGGGUCAUCGCUCGAAUGUCUGGAUGACCGCUGGGAACCGGCAUCCAGACCUCGCUCAUAUACGUAUACUCAUAACGACACUCGGACGGACCCAAAGGAACACUAGAAGUCGAGGACAAAGAUGUUCUGGGAUGGUUCUUCACAUUUCAAGGAACUUCUAGACUGGGAGCCAAAGAAAUCGGUCCCAACGCAACCAAUAUUUCUGUUUGGCUAUGAGAAGUUUUAAAAGUAUUUCAUCAUCUUGUAUUGUCCUCGCGUACUAAUUCUCUCAGUGACGAUGCAAACUUGUGCAUAGUGUACAUUCUGCAGAUAUACAAAGAGGACCUUCGAGAUAUGGACCACUGUCUUCAUCUAACUUGGAGAUACGGAGCCAUGCUCACAACAAGGAACUCUUUCGUUUAAAGAGAUGUUUUCUAAAUAGGAAUAUAACUAUAUAUACAGUCACUGUAUUUUAUUUGUGUGUAAUAUAUAUAUAUAGAUAUAAAUAUAUAUAAAUAUAGAUAUAUAUAUAUGUGCUGCCUUUUUGUCUUGUUUGGUCAGGUCUUAUUUUAUAAUUGGAGUUACAAUGUUCAGAGAACUGGUGUAAAUAUAUUUGGGGUUGAAUUGGUGUUUUAAUUGCGGCGUCUACACUGACGUCAGAAAUUGCUCUUUGGAUGUACAGAGGCUGAAAGACCCUUCGGUUCAUCGAGAGUUAAUUAGCACACUUCAUCAGAGAUUUUCCUCAGCAACUCGACUGCCUCGCGCAGGUGGAGUAGACGUUUUUAUGUUGUUCACCAGUAACCAGUGUGGGAUUCUUCAGUCUCAGUGUUAAACUCUAACUUACAAAGCCAUUUCGUACCCUGUACGUGAGCUUUGCUUUGACUACAGUCAAUUAUUUAUGAGUAGAAAUUAAGAUAUUUUAAUGUGGUUUUUCUUUGUAAAAUAUUAAAGUAAUUGUAAAAUACUAAUCUGACGCUUUGUUAGGCAAAGAAAUGCUUGAACUUGUAAAUAAUGGGUUGACUAUUCAGUAACUUGUAUCUGACGUGUGUUGUUGUUUUUGGAGAAGUGUUCGGACUUUGUAAUUACAUACGCUAUCGUUUGUAUUUAUAUUUUACCAAAAAAAGUUCCUUUAAAUAAAUGGCAA